AUGGAGAAUUUCAUAGAGUAUGGGAAAGCUACAGUAGUGAAUGGAGGUGUUCCUUGUCCGCCGAUUGUCGUCGUGAAUGGAGAAGCCAACUAUAUUCAAGCUUCUCUAACCCAACAAUAUUCCUCGGGCACCUCGGCGACAAUCACCUGUAACCUUGGUUUCAUCAUUAAUGGAGCAGCGACGGUGAAUUGUGCAAAUGGGGGCUGGCUUCCAUUACCCGGUACUUGCACGCCAACAACAGCGCCGGGUCUUCCCGGUCUUCCCGGUCUUCCCGGCUUGCCAGGCAUUCCACCAAUCGGUCUACCGGUGCCUGGAGCUCUUCCUUGUGGCGAUAUUCUGGUGCCAUUGAAUGGAGCGGUCACCUACACUGGUGGCACGGGUACAGCGCCCGGUGCACUCCAUCCAUCGGCUUCAUCGGUGACUUUAACCUGUAAUGGUGGCCAUGUGCUUCAAGGAACAGCCACCUCAAUCUGCACGAAUGGACUCUGGAAUCCACCGUUGCUCGGUAAUUGUCCA
Messenger RNA from Mesorhabditis belari, 516 nucleotides. The record is from the annotation of a GenBank genome assembly. Lineage: Eukaryota; Metazoa; Nematoda; Chromadorea; Rhabditida; Rhabditidae.